AUGACCAAGACGCUGCACGAACGGUUCCUCCAGGAAAAGACGGUGGCCAUCGUCGGAUGCCCCUUCUCGGGCGGGCAGAGGCGCAAGGGAGUCGACACGGGCCCUGUUUCGCUGGUGCAGGCGGGCCUCUGCAAGCAGCUCGAGUCGCUCGGCUGGAAGGUCGACUUCACGGGCCACCACUCCUUCGACCACAUCAACGAGCACAUUGCCACGGAUACCGACAUCGGCAUCAUGAAGCUGCCACGUACCGUCUCUGCUGUGACCAAGCAGGUGGCCGAAGUCGUCGAGUCGCACGCCAAGCAGGGCAAGCUGCCGCUGACGCUCGGCGGCGACCACAGCCUGGCGCUCGGAACCGUCUCUGGCUCGCUGCGAGCUCACCCGGACGCAGCGCUCAUCUGGAUCGACGCGCACGCCGACAUCAACACGCCAGAAACCACCGAGUCGGGCAACUUGCACGGCUGCCCCGUCUCGUUCCUGCUGGGUCUGCAGGGCACCGACGUGGAACCGUUCAACUCCUGGGUGCCGACCACCAAGCCGCUGCUGCGUCCGGACAGCCUGGUCUACAUUGGCCUGCGCGACAUUGACGCAGGCGAGCGCAAGAUUCUCAAGGAGAACAACAUCAAGGCGUUUAGCAUGCACCACGUCGACAAGUUCGGCAUCGGCAGGGUGGUCGAGAUGGCGCUGGACCACGUCAACGGCGCCCCGGGCAAGCGCGAUCGCCCCAUCCACCUCUCGUUUGAUGUCGACGCGCUCGACCCGAGCGUCGCUCCCAGCACGGGCACGCCCGUUCGCGGCGGCCUCACCUUCCGCGAAGGACACUACAUCUGCGAAGCGCUCUACGAGACGGGCUGCAUGGUGGCGCUCGACCUGAUGGAGGUCAACCCCUCGCUGCUCGAGGACCGCGAAGCGCAGCAGACCAUCGCCGUUGGCUGUUCGCUCAUCCGCUCGGCCAUGGGCGAGACGCUACUAUGA
Messenger RNA from Sporisorium graminicola, 972 nucleotides. RefSeq lists its product as uncharacterized. The record is from RefSeq and is a predicted model, not a curated record. The coding region runs from base 1 to 972 and encodes 323 amino acids. Gene Ontology annotation, cellular component: cytoplasm; cytosol; nucleus. Lineage: Eukaryota; Fungi; Basidiomycota; Ustilaginomycetes; Ustilaginales; Ustilaginaceae. Gene Ontology annotation, molecular function: arginase activity; manganese ion binding. The transcript has a single exon.